CCGAGCGGCGCGGGGCAGAGGGGAAGGGAGAGGGGGCGGGCGUGACAGCAGGCGUUCGGCACGGACAGCCCUGCCGGGUGAAGGUCCCCGCGGGCAGCCCGUCGCCCAUGGCAACCCGAGAAGCCGCGGCGGGGCCCGGGGCGGGUCAGGGUCAGGGUCCAAGGGCCGCCCCGGCGCCAUGGCGGCGGAGGUUGUGGUGGUGGGAUCCUGUAUGACCGACCUGGUCAGCCUUACUACGCGAUUGCCAAAAGCUGGAGAAACUAUCCUUGGACAGAAGUUUUUUGUUGGUUUUGGUGGGAAAGGAGCCAACCAGUGUGUCCAGUCUGCUCGACUUGGGGCCAAGACCUCACUGAUCUGCAAGGUUGGGAGUGAUUCCUUUGGCAAUGAUUAUGUUGCUAAUUUGAAGAAGAAUGGUAUUUCUACAGCAUUUGUAGGUCAAACUACAGAUGCUGCUACUGGAACUGCUUCAAUAAUUGUCAACAGUGAAGGACAGAAUGUUAUUGUCAUAGUCCCAGGAGCCAACCUGCUUUUAAAUUUUGAAGACCUGAAGAGGGCUUCUGAUGUCAUCUGUAAAGCCAAAGUGGUUGUUUGCCAGCUAGAAAUAACCCCUGCUGUUUCUCUUGAAGCUCUGAAAAUGGCACAUGCCAGUGGAGUAAAGACUUUGUUUAAUCCAGCUCCAGCCCUUGCUGACCUAGAUCCACAGUUUUAUACCUAUUCUGAUAUCUUCUGCUGCAAUGAAACUGAGGCAGAAAUUUUAACGGGCAUCCCAGUUGGCAACCUUGAAGAUGCUGAAAAGGUGGGACGCAUGCUGUUAGCAAGAGGGUGUAAGCUCGUAAUUGUUACUCUUGGAGCAGAAGGCUGCAUGAUGAUAUCAGGAGACGAAGCCAUUCCAAAGCACGUUCCUGCUGGGAAGGUCAGGGCUGUGGACACUACGGGCGCUGGAGACAGUUUUGUGGGAGCGCUGGCUUUCUACCUGGCCUACUAUCCCAAGUUAUCCAUGGAGGAAAUGAUCAGGAAGUCUAACUGCGUCGCAUCAGUGAGCGUCCAGGCACCGGGGACACAAUCUUCAUAUCCUUACAGGAAGGACUUGCCUCAGGACCUUUUCUAAUUGAUUGUCUAGCUCAGUGUACUGAUUUUAUCUCAUACCAGACAGCAUCAUUCUCCUGACUGCACUGAGGUUCUCCUCUGCUGACUGGAAAGGCCAGCAGAGUCUCUUUGCUUCUCCUUUCAGGAAUCCUGUGUUUCUGUUCUACAGUAGUAGAUGGGGUGCGGGUGGUGGCUCUUUCAAACACAGCACAGCAGGUCUCUCUGGCCCCACACAGCCCUGUGGCUGUCCCACACAGUGUGCCUUACUGAACUACAUGAAGUUUACAGCAAAACACCUGCAGGGUAUUGGGCUCCUGACAGGAUUUGUACUUGAUUUUAUCAGAACUGCUUAUGUGAAAUGGCAGCACAUGAAGCAGAGCAUUAGCUUUGAGACUGCAACUUCAGUGCUCAAGCACCAGGGCCAGUGUUUGGCUCACAACAAAGCCCCGUAUGUCGAGCCUGGGCCCGCCUGUGCCCACGUGCCUCAGGUGUGGCACUGCACUCUGUGCUUGCCCACACUCAGGAAGGUCCCUCCAACUGCAAACACGACAGGACUGCUGCUGAGGUAGACUUUGAAAAAUGUUUCUAGCCACAUUGCUCUCAACACAGGCAAGCCAAUUAAGGGGGAAAAAAGCUUACAAAAAACAUCAGAGAACUACCUUGUCUGUUUUCUUCAUGUUUGACAAAAACCCAAGAAUGAAAAAUCUGUCCUGAUAACCUGGCUGAAAAUAAUACAGGCCUUUAACCAUGUUAAUAGCUUAUCCAAAAACUCAUCUAGGUUCCCAUUCCUUCUUCUUUCCUCAGAAGGAGCUGGUGCAACAUUACCCCUCCAAGUAAUGACACCAGCCUGUGGUCACUACUGUCGCAUCUGUGGCUGGUAGGUUAGAAAAACUUGCAAUCCUGCCAUUGAAUUCCCGCUGUGGAAAAUGUUAAUUUUUAUUGCUUUAUAAAACAAUAGUUCCUUUGAAGAUUACAGACUCUUUCACAAUAGAAAACACAGACAAUGGGAUUUGCUAUUUAAUUUUUUUUUAAUUGAGCACUGUAAAAAUAACUCAAAAGAUAAAUAAAUGUUACUGUGAUGAUCUAUGUCCAGACAUUAGGAAUUUUCUCUCUCUACAUUGUUUUAUUCACAAUGGCCUUCAAAUCACAGGAGACGGUGAUCCCAGUUCAUUUCCUCUCUUUUCAGCCCAUGUUGCUGGAUUUCUGAAUCAGUGUUCACCCCAUCCUCCCCCCAGACCAUCCUCGUCUCAUGUAUAAAUCAAGUCCAGUCAUUGUUCACACAGAACGGAUUUUUCUCUUCUCUGUGAAGAGGACACGUUGUUUUGCUACAGGGAAAAAAAAAAGAAAAAAGAAUUCGUUAAGAAGCCUGAAGUGUUAAAAUUCAAUUCAACCAGCCCACGUUCCUUUUCUCCUGGCUGCCUUCACUGCUUAAAUGAGUGUGGAGCAACUGACUGGCACAGCAUUGUUGUUAACCAACUCCUGAAGGAGUUUCGUGGUGCUUUCACUUUACAUGUAAUUUUUAGUUCCUAAGAUGUCCACUUUACCUCUGUGAGAAUAAGUGUCAGAAUGCAAGUGACUGAAAACACUCAACAGCUGCUCUGUGUGACUAUUCUGAGUCACAGCUGUUCAAUGUAGGGACAAAAAUAGGUUCUUUCUGCUUUCUACUACUCUUCAACUCCAGAGCCCAAACAACUACAGAUGAUGAGUUGGAUCCAGUUGGCCUCACAGACUGACUGAGAACUUAACCAAUUGUCCUGUGGAUCUCUCAGCGAGGCACAAACUGGCCGUGACCACAAUCCCUGAUGCAGGUGUUUGCAAAAAAACAUGCACAGAGCAGGUUAAGCAUAGUCAAUACAUUGAUAAAAACCAAAAAUUACAAAAUAAAGCAAAGCAAAGCUUUAAAAUGCCAUCUGAAAAUCAACAGUUUGGUCAGAUUCAUUAUAUGAGUUCCUUUGAAAGCUCUGCAAGAGCAAUCCACACAACAAAAUCUCUUCUUCCACAAAAAAGUUUCGUUUUAAGAAAUACUGCAGAUAGUACAGAUUCUGUUGCUGCAGUUGGGAGGUUGUGAAACUUGGGCAAUCCUGCCACUACUUCACUAAAAUGCCUUAUUCUGUGGAUGUCCCAGGUUUCUAAGAAGUAUAAAACAUAAGGUGAAAACACAUGCCAAGUGAAAAUGCUUCCAAACAUAUUCCUGAUGUGAGUUGUUAUCUAGACUCAAAUUUACUUCCCUUCACACAUGCAACACUUUCUCACAUCAAUUUCUCACUUGUGUUCUACUACAGGCUACAAAGAUCAAACCUUUCUUCAGCAACCUACUACAUGUUCUGAGUUCUUCUCUUUCUUCACUUCCCUACAAGUUGCAAAGCCUCUGGAGGAUCACUCUGCACACUGUUUCAAUGCAACAAUUUAUUUUCCUUAUUCAAGAAUAUAAUCCUAGAGAUCUCUGUUUGCCCUUCUGUGUGGAAUUCAAAAGGAAAGCCACAACCUCUGUCACCUCUGAAAACUGCACAUUGCUUCCCUGGUGGUUUCUCUCACCUCUCAAAGCUCCUGUACUGUUAGCUCUGAGAAUGAAAAGGUAGUCCUCUAACAAGAACAUUUUAAGAAAAAAUAAACUUGAAUCACAUGCAUUAUCACAGCAUUGAACUGGCCAUGCAUUAUCUACUUAAAGCUGCUUAAUAAAUUUCUUAUAUUCUACAACUUUAAAUAA
This is a messenger RNA of Haemorhous mexicanus (house finch), 3793 nucleotides long. It is a transcript of the gene RBKS, whose product is annotated as ribokinase. Bases 179 to 1108 code for a protein of 309 amino acids. The transcript is spliced from 8 exons. The record is from RefSeq and is a predicted model, not a curated record. Gene Ontology annotation, biological process: D-ribose metabolic process. Gene Ontology annotation, molecular function: ribokinase activity. Lineage: Eukaryota; Metazoa; Chordata; Aves; Passeriformes; Fringillidae.